Misgurnus anguillicaudatus (oriental weatherfish) is the source of this 3497-nucleotide messenger RNA. It is a transcript of the gene rabl6b, whose product is annotated as RAB, member RAS oncogene family-like 6b. Gene Ontology annotation, molecular function: GTP binding. Gene Ontology annotation, cellular component: nucleus; cytosol. NCBI's taxonomy places the organism in Eukaryota, Metazoa, Chordata, Actinopteri, Cypriniformes, Cobitidae. The record is from RefSeq and is a predicted model, not a curated record.
AGAUGUUUUCUGCCCUCAAGAAGUUGGUUGGCUCUGAGCCAGCUGGUCAGGUGAAGGACAAGAUCAUCCCUGCUGGCCUACAGUCCAUGAAUCAGAGUCUGCAGAGACGAUUCGCCAAAGGGGUUCAAUAUAACAUGAAAAUAGUCAUCAGAGGGGAUAGAAACACAGGAAAGAGCACCCUGUGGCAUCGGCUUCAGGGCAAGAAGUUUCAGGAAGAGUACAUUCCCACUCAGGAGAUCCAGGUCACUAGUAUCCACUGGAAUUACAAAACUACUGAUGAUGUAGUGAAGGUGGAGGUGUGGGACGUGGUAGAUAAAGGCCAAAAAAUCCCUCUUCCUGAAGGUGUAGGCAAGGGAAAAAAGAGAGGUGAAACAUUAAAAUUGGAGAAUGAACCUCAAGAGCAGACGGAAAGUGAACUGGCUUUGGAUGCUGAGUUUCUAGACGUGUAUAAGAACUGCAAUGGUGUUAUCAUGAUGUUUGACAUAACCAAGCAGUGGACUUAUAAUUACAUUCUGCGGGAACUGCCCAAGGUGCCCAACCAUGUGCCAGUUUGUGUGCUUGGCAAUUACCGGGACAUGGGAGAACACAGAGUUGUGUUGCCUGAUGAUAUCCGUGACUUCAUUGCAGGCCUCAACAGACCUCUCGGCUCCUCUUACAUCCAUUACGCAGAAUCUUCCAUGAGGAACGGCUUCGGUUUGAAAUAUUUGCACCGAUUUUUCAACAUUCCAUUCCUGCAGCUUCAGAGAGAGACCCUGUUACGACAACUAGAGACCAAUCAGUUGGACAUUGAUGCCACGCUAGAAGAGCUAACAGUCCAGCAGGAGACAGAGGACCAGAAUUAUGAUAUUUUUCUGGAAAUGAACGACUCCCGCAGUAAAGGCUACAACUCUCCUGGCCCUUCUAAUGGACAGAGCCCAUCCUCCGGCUCGCAGUCUCCCAUCGUACCUCAAAGUGGAUGCUCCACCAGCAGCUCCAGUCCAUGCAGCCCCCAGCAGCCCCAAAUUCCCUCCCAGACCGCCAAGUCUUCGUCACCCUCUCCUUCCCCUCCUCCUCCUUCUCUUGCCUCAACCCAAGCGCCUGCUUGUUCCCCCUCCCCUUCUCCAGCACACCCCAGCCCUGCGGUCUCUGCUCCAGCCCAGGCUUCUGCUCCUCAACCCCAGAAACGCAGCUUAAUUUCCAGGCUUUUCGGCUCAGCUUCCACUCCGGAGCCUUUGGAAGUCGCCCAGGAGCCAGAUCCAGCAGCUUCAGCCGCUCCUCCUGCAGUCCAGAGCGUGGAUGAUUUUGUGCCGGAUGAGGGACUAGAUAAAAGCUUUUUGGAGGACGGUCUGCCUUCUAACACAAGACAAAGCAUGAACAACCAGCCCUCUGCAACAGGCGUUGCAGACAGUGACAGUGAUGGUGAAGGAAGAGAUGGAAAUCCUAUGGUCACCGGGUUCCAGGAUGAUCUGGACCCAGAUGAUGCAGAACUUGAGCCCAGAGCAUCUGUUACCAAAAGAGACUUGGAUAUCACUCUUUCCAGUGAUGAGGAGGGUCCCAAACCUACUGUAACUCAAGAUGAAGAUCUGGACUUUGAACCCCACAAACACCUGGACGCUUUGGAUUCGAUGUCACUGGAGGACGAGCAGCAAGCUGUAAACACAGAGUCCUUAAUCCAGGCACAAGACAACAUCAGCAGUCAGAAUACAGAGACUUCUAUCCUCAGCCCUACUCCAGUACAUGCUACUCAACCACAGCAAGCAGCCUCAGACACCCAAGCACAGCUCGUAAAAGAGAAAGAGAUAUCUGCUCAGGCCGAGUCCUCUGACACAGACCCAGAAGCACCUGUGGCCAAACAGCUGCUUUCUUUUGUCAUGGACGACCCUGAUUUCGAGAGCGAGGAAGAAGUCAGGCCGAAAGUGACUAAGGACUCUUUCCCAGUUAAAGAUCUUCCCGAUCUGUCCGAUGAUGACAUCACCACGGCUAAGAUCCAUGAGCCACUAAAACCUGCUGUGCUCACCUUUAAAAGCAAGAAUGACGGUGACCUCUUUGGCCUAGGUAUCGAGGAGAAGUCGAUCAAAAGCAAAGACAGCAGCGAGGAGCAAGAUGAUAAAGAAAGCAAGCAUUCUAAAGAAAAGAAGAAAAAGAAAAAGAAGAGUAAAGAGGAGGAGGAUAAAAGCAGCAAGAAGAAACACAAACACAAGAAAAAAGAAAAAGACGAGGCAGGAGGGACAGGAGAUGAAAAGAAAAAGAGAAAAUUACGAAGCAAGAAAACGGACGAUCUUGAAGCUUUUCUGGCUGGUGAAGAAGGCUCAGUGCAAAGAGAGGAAGGCGACUAUGAGGAACUUUAAUGCUCAAGUGUACAUAGAUUUCUUUGCUGAUAAAACAUUUGUGCAUUGGUACCACAAGCUUGUAAUACAUCAUGAAACAAGACGAAGAUGCCUUUCUUGGCGGCCUAAUCGUGACUGUGAUCUGACUGACAGUACUGUCAAAUGUUACACACUGCAAAUUUUCCAUUUUUGCCACAAACGUCCAAUCCACCUUCCAUACGGAGAGAGGUUUGGGGGGUGGUCCUCACUCUUUGGGCUUAAACUGCAAUAAAUGGAAAGCCAUGCAAAACUGCUACAUGUUGCAUGAUAUACAGCCUUUUUAUUGAUGUUUACAUGCCUGUUUUCAUUUGUGUCGUCUUUUGAAUUCAUUUCAAAGUAAAGCACUACCACUCCAAAACAAUAUUUUUCUUUUUAUUGCUUUGUUGCCUUGUUUAUGAUGUGGUAUUUAUGCUCCAUGGAUUUUCUGAGACCUUGGCUUUGUGUAGUUUUACUGUGUGUUUAGAGUUUGAUAUAUGAAUAUACUGUAUUUCAUGGCAGGAUUAUUGGUUUUCCCAAAAUAUAUUUGUGACACUGUCUGUGAAAACCACGCUAUAAAUAAGAUGAGCAUCAAAGUCAUUAUGAUUUUAGUUUUUGAUAUGCCCUUACUCAGUCAAUAUAAAUAAUAUCAAGGCUAUAUUUUCACAUAUAAUAUUUAUUACAUUAUGUAGGAUGAAAGCAGUAAAUCUAAAAAAAAAAGAAGACCUAGGUUUCCACAGACGGUGUCAUAUGAGAAAUGUAAUGAUAAAAACACGCAGAUCUUGUGAAUAAAUGCUUGAAAUGUAGGCACUUUCUCGUAAUAUGAGAGUAGAUUUGGCAACAGAUAAUAAGAUGAUGAUUAUCACAUUCUUACAUUCAGGAAAUGCCUUCAAGAGGACUUUGCUGAAUGUGUAAUACUAAACUUCAAAGGCCAAUAAUCUGUUCUUGUGUUUCUUGUAUAAUGAAAAAAAUAUCUGCUGUGUGAUUAUGCAAAUUUUAUCCUACUUGUAUUUUUAUUUGUUUGUACAUGUAACAAUUUUGCACUCCAUCUGUUUUCGUUCUUUAAAUGGUUUUCAGUGAUGAUAACUAUAGUAAUGAAAAUAACUAUUAUGUUGCAAUCUACCCUUUUUAAUUGAUUUAAUUAAUUAUUUGUCAAUAAAACAUGUUUGAUUUAAA